Pararge aegeria (speckled wood butterfly) is the source of this 526-nucleotide messenger RNA. RefSeq names its product NADH dehydrogenase [ubiquinone] 1 beta subcomplex subunit 9 (gene ND-B22). The record is from RefSeq and is a predicted model, not a curated record. Bases 47 to 481 code for a protein of 144 amino acids. Lineage: Eukaryota; Metazoa; Arthropoda; Insecta; Lepidoptera; Nymphalidae. The transcript has 3 exons. Gene Ontology annotation, biological process: mitochondrial electron transport, NADH to ubiquinone.
CAAGUGUCAGUCAGCCAAAAAUCAAAUCAGUCAACAAAAGUCAAAAAUGGCGAAUGUUCCUCUUGGCAUAACAACUCAUGCUCAAAAAGUUUGUAGCCUUUACAAAAAGGCUUUACGUAAUUUAGAGUCGUAUUACGAUAGGCGUCAUGUGUUCCGUUACCAAGCUGUGCUCCUCAGAGAUCGUUUUGACAAAAAUGCCAAAAUAGCAGACAUGCGCAAAGCAGCCCAGUUGCUGAAAGAAGGAGAAGAUGAACUUUUUAUGCAUCAGCACCCUAUUCCUAAAAAAUUCCCUACAAGUGUAGGAGGUGUAGCCCACGAACGUGUUGUCACACCACCAGAUUGGAUUUUGGAUUACUGGCAUCCACUAGAGAAAGCUCAGUACCCAGAGUACUUCAAGAAGCGUGAAGAAAGAAAGAAAGAGUUUGUUGCAAUGUGGGAGAAAGAAUAUGGCAAACCUGACCCUAAAGAUCACCAUCAUUAAUCAUUGUAUGUAGUUAUUAUGAUAGUAAAGUAAUUGUUAAUGUUU